Molecule: messenger RNA, 1242 nt
Organism: Pedinophyceae sp. YPF-701
Lineage: Eukaryota; Viridiplantae; Chlorophyta; Pedinophyceae
Source: the annotation of a GenBank genome assembly
AUGGCCCUCAACCUUAUCAAGCAAAUUAUGGAGGAGGGCGACCCGUCUGCGGCCUCCGUUCACAGGCUGCUGUACGAGGCGGAGAUCGCCUCCCCAAUGCGCGCGCGCGAGGAGAUCGACUGCCCGCCCCGCCUCGUCGGUCGCGUCAUCGGACGUGGCGGCGAGACCAUCACCAAUUUGCAAAUCCGCUCCGGCGCCCGCAUCUUCAUCAACCAGGACGUGCCCGAAAACGCACCCCGCAAGAUUAUCCUGAUCGGCACCGCGGACGCGGUCCUGCGCGGCAAGGAGAUGGUCCGCGAGGUCAUGGAGUACGGCCCCCCCGAACACAACCGCCGCAACCCCUACCUCUUCAACGUGAGCGGCCAGGGCGGCCCCGGCGCCGGGAUGCGCGGCGGGGCGGCCAUGGCCGGCGGGCUCGGCCCCGCGGCCGCCGCCCAGGUCCCCGGGAUGCUCCCCGGCGUCCAGAUGAUGCAGGGCGGCGUCUCCGGGAUGCCCCUGGGCUACGACGUGCGCCAGGCGCCGCAAAUGCCGGGGAUGGCGCCGGGGAUGGUGUACUACCCGAUGCCGGCGUUCGCGGGCGACCAGAGGGCGCACCAGGGCCUCGCCGCGCUCGGGUCGAUGGGCCAGGCGGCCGUGUCGCGCGGCGACGGCGUGGGCGUCGGCGGCGGCGCGCCCGGGCUGGGCGUGGGCAUGCCGCGCGGGCUGGCGGCCGGCGGCGCGCCGGCGAGCCCGUGGCCGCAGGGCGUCGUGAUGGUUCCCGGGAUGCUCGGCGGGGCGCCCGGGAGCGGCCUCGCGCCGGGCGUCGCGCAGCAGCAGUCGCCGUACGGGGUGUCGGCGCAGCAGCUGUCGGACAUGAUGGGUAUGAUGACGCUGUCCGGGUACGCGCAGCCCGGCGUGCCGCAGCACUCGGCGGCGCCGACGAGCUUCGGGCUCUCGGGCGCGCCGGGCGCGCUCGGGUCGCAGAGCGAGCGCGCCGGCGAGCACCUGGCCGGGGUGGCCGCAGCGCCGCCGCCGGCGAGCCUGCAGGCCGCCAGCGAGGCGCUCGGGUUCUCCGCGGCGUCGACCGCCGCGCCGGGCGCCUCGGACGGGCUCAGGUUCGGAGCGCCGGUCAGCGGGUCGGGCGACGGCGCCUCGCACGAGUAUAGCGGCGUGGAGACGACGGACGCCGCCGCCUCCGCUCUGCCCCCGCUCGGCCUCGACGACAACGACCCGGCCGCGAAGACGCGCACCUCGCACGCGUGA